Messenger RNA from Protobothrops mucrosquamatus (brown spotted pit viper), 951 nucleotides. RefSeq names its product olfactory receptor 6X1-like. Gene Ontology annotation, molecular function: G protein-coupled receptor activity; olfactory receptor activity. Gene Ontology annotation, biological process: G protein-coupled receptor signaling pathway. Lineage: Eukaryota; Metazoa; Chordata; Lepidosauria; Squamata; Viperidae. The transcript has a single exon. Gene Ontology annotation, cellular component: membrane. Bases 1 to 951 code for a protein of 316 amino acids. The record is from RefSeq and is a predicted model, not a curated record.
AUGAAUUUUACCAACUGUACAAGAGCAACUGAAUUUUUUCUUGUUGGAUUGCCACGUGUUUGGGGUAUGGAAAAUGUGAUGUAUGCAAGCAUCUUUCUGAUCUACAUCCUGUGUCUGAUGGGCAAUGGGCUCAUCAUUGUCAUGGUAAUUGUGGACCGCCAUCUCCAGAAGCCCAUGUAUUUCUUCCUUAGCAACCUUUCUUGCAUUGACAUUGGACACACCACAACCUUUAUCCCUAAAUUGCUGGUAAACUAUCUCUCAGCAAAGAAUUCCAUCUGUUUCAACUGCUGCAUUACCCAGCUGUAUUUUUACUUCUUUUUUGGGGUCACGGAAUAUUUUAUCAUCACUUUCAUAUCCUUGGACAGAUACUUAGCCAUUUGCCAUCCUUUGAGAUACACCUCCAUCAUGACCUCUGGGGUCUGCCUGAAACUAGCAAUGGCAGCCUGGUUUGGAAGCUUUUUCUCCAUUCUUUACCAGGAAAUAGUGGUGGCAAACCUACCUUUCUGUACAUCCAACAUUAUCAAUCACUUCUACUGUGACGUGGGACCUGUGUUGAAGAUUGCAGGAGGAGAUAUUAGAGUCAUUGAAGCACUGGGGUUCUUAAUUAUGGUGAUGGUGGUAAUGUCCUCCCUUUUCUUCACCCUUGUUUCUUACCUCUUCAUCAUUUCGACCAUCCUCCAAAUGCCUUCAGCCACCAGACAGCAGAGAGCUUUCUCUACCUGUGCUUCCCACCUGGUUGUAGUCUGCAUGUUGUAUGGGUCAGUCUGUUUUGUCUAUUUAAGACCUACCGUCAAGAACUCUUCUUUCAGUAGGAUGAAGAUCGUUUCUAUGGUGAAUACUAUAGUUGUCCCAAUGCUGAAUCCUUUCAUUUACACCAUUAGGAAUAACGAAGUGAAAGAAGCAGUUUGGAAAGCAUUAAGAAAAAAGUCUCUGGCUUUUCCUAAAAUCUAA